AUGUAUUGUAAUCUAGAGAAAUAUACCGCGCAUAAAAAAAAUAUAGUAGUAAAAUCUUUUUGCGAUGAGAGAGACCCCAAGACUAUGAAUAAAUCAAAUAAAGUCAAGAAACCUUCGGUGGCCAAAGUCUCAACUAAAGCUGCUUCAUCAUCACUCAAGUCUCAGGAAGCAAAGAGAAAACAAGUUUUCCGUCCAAUUCUCGAUAACUCAUUUACACAAUCAAACCAAUGGCCAUUUAUAGAACCAACUAUUGCAAACGAUAUUGUUGAUCUACUAGAAGUAUUGCUAAAAAUGCAAGACUCUACAUUUAAAUACCGUGGGUUUAAUCCAACUGUGUCUGCUCUUGAAAAACAAGCAGCUGCUAAUCGUGGUAUACAUAAAAAUGCUUGUGUACAAAUAAAGUAUGUAUUUGUGUGCAAGUACGAUAUAUCCCCAGCAACGCUCACAAAUGUGUUUCCUACGUUGUGUUUCACGGCGUCAAAAAGUGCUGAAGAUCGGGUUAAGCUAAUCCAGUUACCAAGAGGAAGUCUAGAACGGUUAUCGAAAGCACUUGGGGUAGAUAGAGUUGGUAUAUUUGGUCUAACUAAAGAUACUGAAGGGGCACAACCGUUAUUUGAUCUUAUAAAUGAAAAUGUCAAAGAUAUUGAAGCUCCUUGGCUAGACUGUAUUUUCCGUGAGGAGAUGGUAUUUAAUCAACCUAACACAAAGCAUGUGGCAAGUACUGUAGGUAGAAAGAAAAACAAGUAG
Messenger RNA from Candida albicans SC5314, 747 nucleotides. It is a transcript of the gene POP3, whose product is annotated as Pop3p. NCBI's taxonomy places the organism in Eukaryota, Fungi, Ascomycota, Pichiomycetes, Serinales, Debaryomycetaceae. The record is from RefSeq and is a predicted model, not a curated record. Gene Ontology annotation, biological process: nuclear-transcribed mRNA catabolic process, RNase MRP-dependent; intronic box C/D snoRNA processing; rRNA processing. Bases 1 to 747 code for a protein of 248 amino acids. Gene Ontology annotation, molecular function: ribonuclease MRP activity. The transcript has a single exon. Gene Ontology annotation, cellular component: ribonuclease MRP complex; cytosol; nucleolar ribonuclease P complex.